CCUGACUCACGUUGACAACUCGUCAAAAAUGGCAGAUUCGAGCCCCACUAAGUCCGAUAUCGAGGAAAUUUUCAAGCGAUUAAGGGCUAUUCCAACGAAUAAGAUACCGACACGAGCUGAAUCCACGUACCACAUAUUUCCAUCACUCAUUGCUCCUCAAUAAUCCUGGAGGAUUAAAGCCAAAGUCCUUAUUGCCAAUUACAACUUCAAUUGAAUUCUCAUGUCCCACAAUUUUUAGUCACUUCAACAUAAAGGGGGUGGAUUCUUUUGGGAGAUGCUUCAUGAUAGGUUAUUUUAGAUUGAUCUUAUGGACAUUUCCCGACCUCCAAUGUAUUUCGACGAUAAACGAGGAUUGGUUUCCCCUGAUUAUGUGGUUAUUCUGCUGAUUUUAUUGACAGACAUGCUUCGACUGCAACACCAAAAAUCCAGCUUGGUGCAGUGUAACAUACGGUGUCUUUCUCUGCAUUGAUUGCUCCGCUGUUCAUCGAAGUUUAGGUGUACACUUAACCUUUGUCAGAUCCUCACAGCUAGACACCAAUUGGACAUGGCUACAGCUGAGGAAUAUGCAAUUGGGAGGCAAUGCUCAUGCUAGAACAUUCUUCUCUCAACACAACUGCACGACUACCGAUGCACAGCAGAAGUAUAAAUCUCGCACUGCCAUGCAGUAUCGUGAGAAAUUGUCUCAAGCUGCCAAUCAAGCGAUGCGUCGUUACGGCACUAAGGCUAUUCUUCCGUCAAAUCCAUUGAAAUUGUUGCAUUUAGAUGAUCAUGUCGAUACCAAUAAUGAAGAGGCAGCGGAAAUUGACUUCUUCGCUGAACAUGAAAACUUCGAGGACGCGAGAUCAACCCCAGUGAUCCCACCCCAGUCCAAAGUGGCUGCUCUCACCGCACAAUCACUCUUAAAUGAUAAUCCAUCUAAAAAUAAACCAGAAGCGAAUGCAGAUUCGCUUGUGGGCAAUGUCGGGCCUUCGGUGAAGCUUUCAGACUCAGCCCCGAGUGUUCAGCCUGACAGGAAGCCCACAAUAGGAGGUAGAAAGGUGCAGACUAGGCGUCCAGGGCUUGGAAAGAAGACUGGAGGUCUUGGAGCUCAGAGAGUCACAACUAACUUCGACGAACUCGAGAAGAACAUCGCUGAGGCGAGUGCUCAGGCGCCCAGGGAACUCCCGGAGCGCGGGAAAGAGGAGCAGGCAGAGAUUGAUAAUCGCUUAGCUUAUAAAUACGAACAGAAUCUCACGGAGCAGGCAAAACUCGUCAAGGAGAGAACCAAAAUGUUGGAUCCGAAAAAAGCAUCACAAGCUGAACGUCUUGGAAUGGGGAUCAAUGCCAGGAGUGGAGCUAGUCACUCAGCGGUGAGUGACAUGAAGGUAAUAACCCAGGAAUCCUCAGGGCGUAAAAUUACUGCCAGUGAACCCAGAUAUAAUCCACGAGACGACGCGGAGAUUGACACCUCCACAGCUAGAGCUGUACCGGACCUCGACGACUUUUUCUCCGCGAUAAGUUCUCCAUACUCAACAAAAUCGGGUUACAAAAUGGGGAAUGAGGAGGUCGUUGUCAUUUCGGAGCCUGAGAUGCCGAGGAGGGCACCGUUGAAACUCAAUGGUGGGCGUGGUGAUGUCAAAAGUACUUCCAGCGGUAGUUCCAAUGCUGAUGGCGAGGCACAGAAGAAAUUCGGAGGGGCCAAGGCCAUCAGCUCUGAUCAGUACUUCCGGGACGGUAAUAGUGAUGAUUCGUGGGAACGCAAGAGUAAUCUCCGACGAUUCGAAGGUCAAUCGUCGAUAUCUUCGGCAGAUUACUUCGGCACCGGUACCACAUCGCCAACAUCAUCAUCAUCAUCGUUAUCAAUGAGUAAUAUAACAGCACGAACUCAAUCAGUGGACCUCGAAGACGUUCGAGAGAGUGUGCGCCAAGGGGUAAAUAAAGUCGCCGGGAGACUGAGCUCCCUGGCAAACGCAGCAGUUUCAUCAAUUCAAGAUCGAUAUGGACUUUAACAGUAAUUAUAUUGUAAUAUCGCGGAAUUAAUAGCUCCUCUGUCAUAAAUACAGAAUGAAUGCCCUCAGUGGUUCCUUGGACGAAUGAGGCGUCCAUUGUUCAAUGGUUUUCCAUGAUUUUUUUUCUUAUUUUAGACAUCAAAUUGGGAGAACAAACUUAAGGACAGUGUAUCGUUGAAAAUCUUGUAUUCUAUCAAUUGUUAAUUGAAUACACAUUAUUAUUAUAUACAA
Molecule: messenger RNA, 2219 nt
Organism: Diachasmimorpha longicaudata
Lineage: Eukaryota; Metazoa; Arthropoda; Insecta; Hymenoptera; Braconidae
Gene: ArfGAP3
Product: ADP-ribosylation factor GTPase-activating protein 2
Exons: 8
Coding region: 564-1988 (474 amino acids)
Biological process (GO): COPI coating of Golgi vesicle
Molecular function (GO): GTPase activator activity
Source: RefSeq, a predicted model, not a curated record